AUGGCUGGCGGUCGCAGCUCCCUCAGCCUCACUCAGUAUAUCGACCUAGCCCUGCAGAUCACUGGUUCUACCUUCACUGUGGGGGAGGUGGAUGCCGAGCCGGCAUCCCACAGAAUGGUCGACGAGUCAGCGUGCUAUGUCAUGGUCAAAGAGCCAGCGUCCCACAUCAUGGUCGUCGAGCCAGUGUCCCACAUCAUGGUAGACGAUUUAAUGGACACGCCUGCCAUGGCUGGCAAGUCAAUGCCCAAGCCUGCCACGGCCAACGAGCUGAAAGCUUCGUCCAUCCCAGGGCUGGAUGACGUGUAUGAGAAGUUUCUGGCAAUAGAGAGGCAUCGGGACAAGAUGAGAAAUAAAGCCCUCUUUACAUCAGAUACCAAACAAAUUUUGCUAACUGGGAGCAGAUGGCUGUUAAAAGAGGAACUGGAGGAGCUUCUGGUGGAGAAUAUUUCAGAUCAAGUUUUGUCCAUGCCCUACUGCUCCCUGAAGCAGGAGUUGGUACAGAAGUUCCUCAGACAGUUUCUAACAUUUGUCUUUUUCUCUCUCUCGUUCUUCGCCAAAGGCAGCAUCAGCGGCUCUGGGAACAUCACAAACGGUAAGAACUACCUCCAGUACUUUCCUGUACUGCAAGACAGAGAGCAGCUGAUGUUUCCCCUGCAAUUUGACAUUGAGGGUAGCGUGGAGGGGAGUGGUCACUCUGCUCAGGGCGGGGCUCUGAGAUUGGCCAUCUCACGGGCACUGCUCAGUUUUGUGUCUGAGGGAGAAGUGGUAAAGACGGGGCAAGCUGGUCUGCUGACUGCUGACCCCAGGAUCAUGGAGAGGAAAACACCAGGCCAGGAGGGAGUGUGAAAGAAGUUCACUUGGAAAAACGUUGAACAGGAAUGGGACAAUCGCAGGAACCCAGAGAGAGAAAACAACUCCCCUGUUUUCCUGGAUUGUUGGAUUAUUCUGUGGCAUUCGCAGCAGAUAGAAAGAGGUCUUUCCCCUGUCUCUGCCACAUAA
Xyrauchen texanus (razorback sucker) is the source of this 999-nucleotide messenger RNA. It is a transcript of the gene mrps9, whose product is annotated as mitochondrial ribosomal protein S9. Gene Ontology annotation, molecular function: RNA binding; structural constituent of ribosome. Lineage: Eukaryota; Metazoa; Chordata; Actinopteri; Cypriniformes; Catostomidae. The record is from RefSeq and is a predicted model, not a curated record. Gene Ontology annotation, biological process: translation. Gene Ontology annotation, cellular component: mitochondrial small ribosomal subunit; ribosome.